UGGCUGUGUGGACAUCAUGGUUUGAGAGGCGGUGACCCCAGCCAUGCCUUCCAGUGAACCCAAACAUCACAACAUGCGGCAUUCUGAGCCUGAGGGUGAACACAAAGCAGUGAUGAUGGACGCUGAUCUAGACCAAUCCCUGCUCUGCUGUGAGGAACGCCUCCCCUCCUCCCCCGGCUUCCCCCCCAGUGACAGUUCCAUGGAAUACGAUGACCUCCCAGACUUGCAGCAGGUUCAGGAGGAGGCGGAGCCAACAGCCCCACCCGUCUACCAAGUGGAGGUGGGUGUGUCCCACCAGGAGCGACGUGCGCACCCCCAGCCUCCUGACACACACUGGCUGACUCAGCUGGCUCACAUCGCUACUGGGCCUCAGAGCCCACUGCUGCAAGACUCUCCUCACAGCAGCUCUUCUUCGGUCUGCCACUCCAGCGCUAGCAGCAAUCUACAUUCCUACUCUCGGCCUCCUCCCCCGCACCCCAGCAGCACCCUGUCGGCCCCCGCAGGUCACGGCAGGGAGCGUCGGCGCACCAGGAGGAGCAGCGACUGUGGUUCUGCAGUGUCAACCAGAUCCUCUCUGUCUGACGACGAAGACAUGGGCUGGAGCUUCUCCUGUCCACCCACUGUCUGGCACUGCUUUCUCAAAGGCACUCGUCUGCGUUUCCACCGCGGCUCUAAUGUGGAGUGGCAGGACGUCGAGGAACUGGACUCUGCCCAGGAAGACUCUGGUGAUGAGGAACAACCAAGAUCUCUGAAGAGUUAUGGCUCUGAGGGUCUGCGGCUGGUGGAGCAUUCAGAGAUCGUGUUGUCUGGUCAGGCUGUCCUACAGCUGACCUUUGACCCCGGGGCAUUCGAACAUGCCCCCAUGACCGCCCGGUGCCAACUCGAUCACCCCUUCUACGUCAAAAACAAAGGGUGGACGUCAUUUCACCCAAGCUUGACCGUGGUGCGUUAUGGGAUACCGUGCUAUGAAAUGGAGGUGGGAGAUGUGUGCCUUCCUCCAGGACACAGAGAUGCCAAACACACCGACGACUCACUGGUCUUUGACACAUUCAAGAGUUAUGAUUUCACUCCUCUGGACUCCUCUGCGGUGUACGUGUUGAGCAGUAUGGCGAGACGGCGGCGCACCUCGCAGUCCAGCGGAGGAGCUGUGUCUCCAGAUAGAGACACAUUACAAGACACGCCGAGUCCCGGACACUCCCGCUCUCCUCGUCAAAAGCCAACCAAAAGCCAGCAAGCCAGCACAGCAGGAAGUAAUAAUGCCACGCCCAAUAGGUGCAAGCGGCCAAUGAACGCCUUCAUGCUGUUUGCCAAGAAGUUCAGGGUGGAGUACACACAGAUGUACCCAGGCAAGGACAACAGAGCAAUCAGCGUCCUCCUUGGGGAGCAGUGGAAGAAAAUGCGAAGUGAGGAGCGGCGGACGUUCACCAUAGAGGCCAAAGCCCUUGCAGAUGAACAGAAAAGACUCAACCCAGACUGCUGGAAACGCAGACGAACUAACUCUGGUUGUCAGGGAAAUUAAGGAUGCAGACAAGAGGAGAGAACAACACAGCUUGUAGGAGUAUGCAUGCACGCACGCACGCACACACCCACACACACACGUACACACACACAAACGACAAAGAACAGAGAGCAUGACCUAAUACAGUGAGUCAAUAUUAUCUCUUGUUAACAACAUACCUUUCACAGUGAGGAUUUGAUUAAUUUUUUUUAAAGAUUCUUACAAAGAGUAAAAGAGCAACAGUGUGUUUUUUUGACAUUUUGAGCGGUCACUUCCCUCUGUAUUGUUGUUAACAGGUAAUUUAAUAUUUUAAAGUGGUAUAAAUCAUUUUCUGCUUGUAGUCAUUAUGACAAGUUAUGAAUCAUUAUAUUUUAAUGCUACAGAGCACCGUAGGGUCUAUCUAGCAAGGACAUUUUUUCCAAACAAAAUUACAAACAGGUCAACUAGGUUUUUUUAGGACUGGAGUUCCUUUCUCCACAAGUGAUUUUACAGAAAUGUGACAAUUCAAAAAGGGAUUCUGGUCCUUUUCAGUUUCUCAUCAUGAGCUUGAAACCGGUGGAAGUUGUGGUGCUGUAGCAGUUUAGGUAAACUAGAGACUGAGGCUAUUUUACCAAAAUUAUAUACAGUAUAAAGUAUUUUCUUGCCUGUAAUACUUGCAUUUGCACUCAGUGUAUUGCACCAGACAACAUAUUUUAACUUUGCUUUUGUGUUAUUUAUCAUGUAAUAUUUAGUUAUUCAGCAAAUGUACAACAUCAAUUCUCAAAUAGUGGCCUUGGGGUUUUUAUUUACCUCAGCUUAAGAGAGAAUCAGAAUCGUAACUUCUCCAAUUCAUAACUAUGUUUUUAACCAUGUAUUUAAGUUAAAAGGUUAUAAACAUAAACAGGGCAGAAUCCCUUCACUUCUUUGGAAGGCUUUUAUUUUGAAAAAAGAAAACGCCAGUUGCUUGAGAAAGUGACAGCCAAUGUAAGAUAGUAAAUAGCAAUAGCAUUUUUUUGUCACCGUGUCCUUUUUUUGUUUUAUGGCUUUUAUUUGAGAAUUUAGGGUUAUUAAUAUGUAUUGUCACAAAGGACAACAACUGAUAUGUCAAAUAUGACAGAUGACAGAAUAUUGUCAUUAUAGCACGGGGAGCAGAUGACACCAAGAUUUGAUCUGGAUUUCUCAGCUGAAGUGUCCUUGAUGCCAACGUCUUUAUGUGCCAUAAUACUUAUUUCUUAGCUAUGUAUUUUUUUAUUUUAUCAAAGUACAGUGUGUUUGUGUAUAAUCUGUGACAUUAAUACACGGGAGGCUUGAUUGAGCCUCAGGUUUCUAAAGAAAGAUGGCUUCCACUGGCUUUCACAAAGAGUGAAAUGGGACAUAAUCUGUUUGUUUCCCUGAAAAAAUCAUAUUCAGCAAAAGCAGAAGACCCAUGGGUGAUGGGGUGUUGCUCGGGCUCUAUUUACCCCCAAUGAGUUGUUAUGGCUUUGCUUUAUGUCAAAAAUAAGAAAAGAUUAUAAAACCAUUUUUAGCCUCCGUAGUAGGCCGUUAGUGUGAACACUGAAGAAGGCAUUGGAAAGUUGAUAUGGUCAACAGAUGUUGCAAACAGUGAACUCAUUGCCAUAGUCAUUUGAUAUUAUCAGAAAAAACAUAAGAUUUUUGUGUUUUGAAUUAGGAUAUUGGUGGACUUGCACACUGGAAUAAUUUUGCCAUUCAUUUCUCGGUGAUGAAGGUCUAGAUAAAUGUUUGCCAAUUGAUCCUCACGCAGAUUGAGUUUAAAACUAAGAGUACUGUUUUAUGGUCUGGGAGAAAAACAUCUCAGAGCCCCUUAAAAUGUACUUAUGGUACAAUGAGACAUGAGGGUGAAAAUUGGUAUUGGAUUAAAAUUUUAACCCUUAAAACGAAGCCUACGUGAUCAUGGCUGCCAUCUGCUGUGUCCAGACCCCCUUUAUAUUUGAACUAAAGGUCUGGCUAGGCAAGACAUCUGUCAGCAAGAUAAUAAAAAUCAUACCCCAAAUGGAAAGCCAACCUUGAGACAUCAUAAAAAAGGGAAGUUCUAUCCAUGCACAGUGUAAUGUGUAGGCAGGAUGGGGAUCUUUUCAGGGUUGAAAUGAUCGGCAGUUUUACAGAAAGUAAAAAUAAAAAAUUAUAU
This is a messenger RNA of Etheostoma cragini (Arkansas darter), 3623 nucleotides long. Its product is annotated as HMG box-containing protein 1-like. Gene Ontology annotation, cellular component: nucleus. Bases 44 to 1519 code for a protein of 491 amino acids. Gene Ontology annotation, biological process: regulation of transcription by RNA polymerase II. Gene Ontology annotation, molecular function: RNA binding; RNA polymerase II cis-regulatory region sequence-specific DNA binding; DNA-binding transcription factor activity, RNA polymerase II-specific. The record is from RefSeq and is a predicted model, not a curated record. NCBI's taxonomy places the organism in Eukaryota, Metazoa, Chordata, Actinopteri, Perciformes, Percidae. The transcript is spliced from 12 exons.